Molecule: messenger RNA, 534 nt
Organism: Lottia gigantea (owl limpet)
Lineage: Eukaryota; Metazoa; Mollusca; Gastropoda; Lottiidae
Exons: 1
Source: RefSeq, a predicted model, not a curated record
CACUCGAACUACUUUCUUCUUGUAAACCUUCACUCUGACUACUUUCUCCUUGUAAACCAUCACUCGAACUACUUUCUUCUUGUAAACCUUCACUCUGACUACUUUCUUCUUGUAAACCAUCACUCGAACUACUUUCUCCUUGUAAACCUUCACUCGAACUACUUUCUUCUUGUAAACCUUCACUCGAACUACUUUCUUCUUGUAAACCUUCACUCUGACUACUUUCUCCUUGUAAACCAUCACUCGAACUACUUUCUCCUUGUAAACCAUCACUCGAACUACUUUCUCCUUGUAAACCAUCACUCGAACUACUUUCUUCUUGUAAACCUUCACUCUGACUACUUUCUUCUAGUAAACCUUCACUCGAACUACUUUCUUCUAGUAAACCUUCACUCGAACUACUUUCUUCUUGUAAACCUUCACUCUGACUACUUUCUCCUUGUAAACCAUCACUCGAACUACUUUCUUCUUGUAAACCUUCACUCUGACUACUUUCUUCUUGUAACCAUCACUCGAACUACUUUCUCCUUGUAA